Sphenostylis stenocarpa is the source of this 1074-nucleotide messenger RNA. The record is from the annotation of a GenBank genome assembly. NCBI's taxonomy places the organism in Eukaryota, Viridiplantae, Streptophyta, Magnoliopsida, Fabales, Fabaceae.
AUGAAGAACUUGAGGUGGCACAAGCAAAUUUCCAACAGUGGCAAGUUGGGGAGAAGACUUUCGCUUGGGGAGUACAACCGCGCAGUGUCAUGGUCUAAGUAUCUGGUGUCUCCGGGGGCUGAGAUAAAGGGAGAAGGAGAAGAAGAAUGGAGUGCAGAUAUGUCUCAGUUGCUCAUUGGAUCCAAAUUCGCUUCUGGCAGGCACAGCAGAAUCUACAGAGGGGUUUACAAGCAAAAGGAUGUGGCAAUUAAGAUAGUGAGUCAACCGGAGGAGGAUGAAGACUUGGCUGCUUUUCUUGAGAAGCAAUUCACUUCUGAGGUCACUUUGCUCCUUCGAUUAGGCCACCCAAAUAUCAUUACUUUUAUUGCUGCUUGCAAGAAACCUCCUGUCUUCUGCAUAAUUACUGAGUAUUUGGCUGGGGGUUCACUGGGAAAAUUCCUGCACCACCAACAACCAGAUAUACUUCCACACAAACUUGUUCUGAAGUUAGCCCUUGACAUUGCACGGGGGAUGCAAUAUCUUCAUUCUCAAGGGAUUCUUCAUAGGGAUCUCAAAUCUGAGAAUCUCCUCUUGGGGGAAGAUAUGUGUGUAAAGGUAGCAGAUUUUGGUAUCUCAUGCUUAGAAUCUCAGUGUGGCAGUGCAAAAGGAUUCACCGGAACAUACCGUUGGAUGGCGCCCGAAAUGAUCAAAGAAAAGCAUCAUACCAAGAAAGUAGAUGUGUAUAGUUUUGGCAUAGUUCUGUGGGAGCUUUUGACAGGAAGGACUCCAUUUGACAACAUGACACCAGAGCAGGCAGCAUUUGCAGUUUCCCACAAGAAUGCAAGACCACCAUUGCCAUGUGAGUGUCCUUGGGCAUUUAGUGAUCUGAUGAAUAGAUGCUGGUCAAGCAACCCAGAUAAGAGGCCUCAUUUUGAUGAGAUAGUGACCAUUUUGGAGUACUACACCGAAUCACUUGAACAGGAUUCAGAGUUUUUGUCAACUUACAAACCGAGUCCUAGUAGCAGUAGUAACACAAUUCUGGGGUGCCUCCCAAAAUGCAAUGUUCGCCAUAAAUUUGGUGCUUGCAAAGCUUAG